Helianthus annuus (common sunflower) is the source of this 783-nucleotide messenger RNA. Its product is annotated as 22.0 kDa heat shock protein. Lineage: Eukaryota; Viridiplantae; Streptophyta; Magnoliopsida; Asterales; Asteraceae. The coding region runs from base 88 to 678 and encodes 196 amino acids. The transcript has 2 exons. The record is from RefSeq and is a predicted model, not a curated record.
AAAUCAACCAUCUUUCAAAUCAUUCUCUAUUUUCUAUCGAUUAAAUCGUUCUCUAGUUUCUAUCGAUUAGAUCUUCUCUAUAGUGUCAUGGACUCAAGAGUUGGAGGCACCCAAACCUCACUUUCCUACGACGAAUUUGACCCUCUUUGCACAUGGCAACGGGAGGAUGGUCAAGACAUACUUGUGAUCCAUCUGCCAGAUUUUAAGAAAGAACAACUAAGAAUCCAAAUAAGCAGUUCGGGGAUAAUGAAGAUCACGGGAGAGAAUACCCAAGAGGGUAAAAAAAGAAGUCGUUUCGUGAAAGAAGUAAAGGUUUUAAAAGAUUACGAUUCAAGUAAUAUUCAUGCCAAAUUCUCUCAAGGCCGCCUUCGUAUUACUUUGCCCAAAAAACCCUCGAAACCUUCCUUGCCAGAUCCUGUAGUUGUGACACCGUCACCUCAAGAGGAUCAAAAUGAUAAGGCCAAUACAAAUGCGAAGAUGUCGUCACCUCAAGAAGAUCAAAAUGAUAAGGCCAACACAACUGACAUUCCCGAUAGCAAGUCAAGAGUUGGUCAAGUCUUGAGAUCCAAAAUGUUUACUCAAGUGAUGGUGAAUGUUGGCUUUGUGGCGUUUGUGGCUUUUAGUGCUUAUACUGCGUAUAAAUAUUGGACUUCUUAUGUACAGGUUGAUGAGGAUUAGAUUCAAUGGUUCAAAAACUCAAAGAUAAACAUGUAUUUGGUUGUGUAAUGAAUUAAUAUUGUAUGAAAAUAAGAUGGAGAUAUAAGAUUCAUUUAUAUUGUAUUA